CAUAUGCUCCCAAAGUCGCAACUCAUAAUCAACCUGAAUAUAAGGAAGUAAACAAAAAUUGAGCUACCCCCCAAAAUAAAAGGCCCAUAUACAACAAUAAUCUAAUUUAAUUUCACUCCUCAAAUGAUUCUCACAAUCUCACCUACAAAUACAAACAUUUCACACAAAAAACACACAACUUUCUUCUCUCUAAUCUUUCUCUCUUUCAACCUUUUUCUCCCCUAAAAACACAACAAUAAUGGGGUUUAUUUCCUUCAUUUUCUCCACCAAAUUCAUUUUCUCUCUCCUCCUUUUCUCAGCCAUUCCUAUAGGUAUUCUCAUCACUCUUGAAAGGGUCCCACCUUCUACCCACGUGUACCAAUACCAUAGCAACAGCUGGCUUAGAGAGUGUGCCACGUGGGAUGAUCUCAACCGUCGGUUUCUUGUAUCUUAUAUGGAGGGUGGUGUAGGAGAAGUCAAGGUUUAUGAUGAUGAUGUUAAUGAUAAUCAUGGUGGAAUAAUCUUAGAUGAAAUCACAACCGUUAAAGAUGCUGACUUGGCAGGAAAUGCUUCACUUGGUAUUACAAUUGAUCGACCUAGAAAUCGUCUGCUUGUUGUUGUGUCUGAUUUGAUUGGAAAUCGUUAUAGUGGUCUUGCUGCAUAUGAUCUUUCUUCUUGGAAUCGUUUGUUCCUCACUCACCUUACUCAACCAGGAGAUGACAAGGCUUUUGCGGAUGAUGUAGCAGUUGAUGAAGAAGGUAAUGCUUAUGUAACUGAUGUUAGAGGCAGCAAGAUUUGGAAAGUCAACGUAGAUGGAAAGUUUUUAUCAAUAAUAAAUGAUCCACUUUUCACCCCAAAAGAAUGGUACAAAAAUUUGGUAGGACUUAAUGGCAUUGUGUACCACCCAAAUGGUUAUUUACUAGUAAUUCAUACAUUUUCUGGGACAUUGUACAAAAUUGACUUAAAAAAUGGGAAUGAAAUCAAGUUAGUGAAAAUAAUCAAGGGAUCAGUCACAUUUGGGGAUGGAUUGGCGCUUCUAUCUCCAACUAAGCUAGUGGUUGCCGGCAAUCCGGCGGGGAGAUUGGUGGAGAGUUCGGACGAUUGGGAGACGGCUUUGGUGGUCGGAAAAUUCUCCGGCAUAAUGCAUCGGUUGGCCACUUCCGCAACCGUGAAGGAUGGGAAAGUGUUCUUGAAUCAUAUGAUUGGGUUGGGAUACCCUAAGAGAAAACAUGUUAUUGUAGAAGCUAAUUUUAGUUCUUAGAAGUUAAAAUUGCAUUGAUUUUAAGUCAUGUGAACACAUUGUUUACCAUAUAUUACUUGUAGUAUGUACUAAAUUGUUUUUGUUUUUGAUUCAAAAGUGGACAGAAGGUCCAAGAGAAGUACGUACUAGAUUGUUACUUACAAGCUUUAA
Beta vulgaris subsp. vulgaris (sugar beet) is the source of this 1390-nucleotide messenger RNA. RefSeq lists its product as hypothetical. The record is from RefSeq and is a predicted model, not a curated record. Lineage: Eukaryota; Viridiplantae; Streptophyta; Magnoliopsida; Caryophyllales; Amaranthaceae. Gene Ontology annotation, cellular component: endoplasmic reticulum. The transcript has 2 exons. The coding region runs from base 239 to 1240 and encodes 333 amino acids.